Messenger RNA from Tremella mesenterica DSM 1558, 2128 nucleotides. RefSeq lists its product as uncharacterized. The transcript has 9 exons. Gene Ontology annotation, molecular function: protein binding. The coding region runs from base 36 to 2075 and encodes 679 amino acids. The record is from RefSeq and is a predicted model, not a curated record. Lineage: Eukaryota; Fungi; Basidiomycota; Tremellomycetes; Tremellales; Tremellaceae.
CACAAACCACCCUUAUCACAUGCUGAUACUACAAGAUGACAAGCGAAGAUGAAGAUGAUGAGGAUGAGUAUGACGAGGAUAUGUUCGAUGAGGAUGGAGGGGUCAAUGGUGUAGGGGUCAAUGGGGAGGUGAAUGAAGAGGAUGGUGAGGAUCAGGAUCAGGAUCAGGAUGUCAGCGAUGAACCUAGUGGAGAAGAAGACGACGAGGAGGACGAUGAGGAAGCCGAAGACGAUGAAGAAGAUGAAGAUGACGAAGACGAUGAAGAUGAGGAGGAGGAUGAUGACGAUGAGGAUAUGGAACCUCUCGAGGAGGAUCGAGAAGGGGAUAAAGAUAUCACCAUGGUGGAACAACCAUCCGACACUAUUCAAGCUAAUCAACCAUGUUACAAUCCCCAACUCCCUCAUCUCCUACGUCGAGCACUUUUCGUCCCUCCCUUCUCCCUUCAUUCCCCUCCAUCCACAUUAUCUAUAGAAGCUAUCGUCGCCAUCCCAAUCCCUUCGCCAGUACACUCCAUAGCCACCUCCUUAUGUUCUUCUUGGCUCCUCGCAGGUGCUCAAGAUGGGUUCGUAAGAGCGUACGACCUUUAUGCCAGUGUGAACGGACAACAAUCUAUGACUUCUCUGUUGAAAGCUAAUAUGGGAAUGGGAGAAGGUAUCAAUAAGACUGGAGUGGGUAAAGGUUGGUGGGUUAAUGAAGUUGAAGGAUUAGGAGGUAUGAGAGCUGAACCGGUUUAUUCUAUGACUUGUGAGAGUGAUGCGUUAUGGUCUUUAACUGGUACUAAGUCCGGAUGUAUAAACCUAUACACUCUUCGACAUUCCCCAGGACAUCAUGUACAUACUUUCAAAGGUCAUACAAAUGUCGUUUCUUGUCUGAGUCUUUUACCCGAUGAGAGGUCAUUCAUCAGUGGUUCGUGGGAUGGGACAUUGCGGGAAUGGGAUUUGAACACUGGUCAAACUGUCCGAAAAUAUCCUUCUCACGGGGCACAAUUCUCCUCCAUCUCUUUACGUCCUUACAAUCCACCUUCAUCUCCAUCCCCUUCUCAAGGAGAUGGAAUUAUCUUAGAUGGAACCUCCAUCUCCAUAAAACAAGACUUAUCUCAUAAUAUCGAUCUACCUACCGAACCCAUUCUCCCCACAGAUCUCGCACAACCCACUCUGUCUCCGUCCAUGACACCAGCCGAUAACCACCCAACACAAACACCUCACUUCACUGAAACCUCCCAACUCGUCCCUGUAUCCGACACAGUCAACCCCGUUGUUCCCUCCGCAAUUCCCGAUACAGACAUCGAAAUGGACGCUCCAUCACCAUACGAUCCUCUAUUCGAUGACGACCCUACUUCACCUCCACUUCCACCGACGAGCAACCUCCCUAACGGUCAUGACACAACCACAAACUCAGUCAAUCCUACCAAUUCUACCGAAGUCAAUGGAGUAGAGAACGGUUCACUCUUCGUCCCAUUACCCACUCCGAUUCCUAAAGGUGUAGGGGCUGCGGCACAAAUACCCAUCCUGACUAAAGAGAGAUAUAACGAUAUGUCUGAUGAUAUCUUGUUGACUAGUUCUAUGGAUGGACAGGUUACUUUGAUAGAUCGUCGUGUGAAAGAUGGAGGAGUAGGCAGGUUAUUAGCUGGUGAAAAAGCUCCACCUUGGUGUAUGUCUACAUGUUGGGCUGCUAACGGUAAUCAAAUCUUAGCUGGAAGAAGGAAUGGUACUAUCGAUAUAUGGGACAUUCGACGAACUUCUUCAACAGCUUCAAAUUUACUUCGAACCCUUCGAACACCUGCAGAGUCGGGACCGGUUAGUUGUGUGGUACCUUUCCCAGAUGGACGACAUGUAGCUACAGCAUCUCAGGAUAAUGUAAGAUUAUGGAAUACAAUCGAUUAUUUUCAACCUGAAGAAUCUAUCCGUAGACCGAAAUCUAGACCACCGUUUAAGAUCAUAGCUGGACAUCAUGGUGGUUUGAUUUCUUCAAUGAUCGUCGAUCCUACUUGUAGAUUCCUCAUUACUUCUUCUGGUGAUAGAGGUUGGUCAGGUGAAAGUACAAAAGUAGUUUUGAUCCAUGAGAUUAAAUGUUGAUUCUUAUAUCUUUUUUUCAAGUAUGAUGAUUUGAGGGUUUUUCAAUACAAAUG